This is a messenger RNA of Camellia sinensis, 1350 nucleotides long. It is a transcript of the gene SGR9, whose product is annotated as RING/U-box superfamily protein. Gene Ontology annotation, molecular function: ubiquitin protein ligase activity. Gene Ontology annotation, biological process: protein ubiquitination. Gene Ontology annotation, cellular component: cytoplasm. The record is from RefSeq and is a predicted model, not a curated record. Lineage: Eukaryota; Viridiplantae; Streptophyta; Magnoliopsida; Ericales; Theaceae.
ACAAGAUCCAACACCAUGGAAGAACACAAAAACUCCACUGAAACCAUAAUCAUGGCCUCACUCUCUUCCCUACCCCCUCCCCAACUCUCAAAUCUGAACCCCACCCUCUUCCACCACCACCGCCGCCGCCUCUCCUCCCUCCUCUCCUCCCCCACCCUCUUCUCCCUCACUCUCCACCACCUCCACUCCCUCUCCCUCCACCACAAAUCCCUCCUCAUCGCCCGCCACCUCCUCUCCACCCUCUCUCUCCUCACCCACUUUCUCAAUCCCACCACCACUCCACCACCACCCACCACCACCAAUCUCCGCCACCUUGACUCCGUCCUCCUCCUCCUCCUCCUCUGCGAACUCCGCCACCAAAACCCACAAGCCCUCCAAUCCCCGCCGUCUAAAUGGCGUCUCAUCCUCUCUAAAUACGUCUCCGAUACCAUGUUAAUGAUGUCGAUGAAUGGUACAACUUUGAUUCACUUCGUUGAGGUGGUUGUCAACUGUCAGAGAUUUAUUGGUGUGAUGGGUUGUGGAGGGAAGGCGGGGAGAGAGAUGGCGGCAUCGGUGGCAGCGGUGGUGGCGCUGCCGUCGGUGGAAGUGAGGGGAGGGGGGAGAGAGUGUGUGAUAUGUAAAGAAGAGAUGAGUGAAGGUAGAGAUGUGUGUGAAUUGCCAUGUCAUCACUUGUUUCAUUGGAUGUGUAUAUUGCCUUGGUUGAAGAAAAGGAACACGUGUCCUUGUUGUCGGCACCGGCUUCCUACUGAUGACGUGUCCGGCGAGAUCGAACGGCUGUGGGAGGUUGUUGUCAAGGUGGGCAGAAGUGAGUUGUAUGGAGACUGUACGUGACGUGGCUACAAUUCGGUGAUCUCGUGGGUGACACGUGUCAUGAUCAGUAAGGUGCAUCACAAAGAAUCUGUUUGUGAAAUACACGUGUCGUGAUCAGAUGGGGUGAACAGCUCUUGAUCAUGAGUUCAAGGGUAGGAUGUGAAUAGAUAUACAAUAAUUAUAUAUUUCUAUUUUAGAUUUCUAAUUUUGGACUCCUAAUUACGUAAUAAAUAUUUAUUGGAUAAUUUUUAUAUUUUAAUAGAUUUUUCAGGUAGUGUGGCUUACAACCUAUUACUUGAGAUUGAUUUGAAGGUCCAAAAUUAAAGAUUUAAAACAUUUUCAUAGAUAUAAUGUCAAUCGCUACUUUGUCUUGUUUUGUGCUUAAUUUCAUUGUAUUUGAGUUGGGAGGAAUAAGACGAGGGACAUGUUAUUGUCUAUUGCGGCAUGAAAUGAAUGGUAAUGAUAAUGAGUUGUAGGCUUGUGUAGCAUCACAAAUUGUUGAUAAAGAAUAGUCGAUGUUGGCUUGUUUUUUGUGGUUAA